This is a messenger RNA of Stegodyphus dumicola, 1766 nucleotides long. Its product is annotated as acid-sensing ion channel 2-like. Gene Ontology annotation, cellular component: plasma membrane. The record is from RefSeq and is a predicted model, not a curated record. NCBI's taxonomy places the organism in Eukaryota, Metazoa, Arthropoda, Arachnida, Araneae, Eresidae. Gene Ontology annotation, molecular function: ligand-gated sodium channel activity. Gene Ontology annotation, biological process: sodium ion transmembrane transport.
AUGUCUAUCUGUAAUUCUUCUCUAACAAAGCGCGAUUUUAAUAUCUCGAUUGCCUUAUUAGAAUUUUCUGAAGUCAAUGAUAGACCUCCUAUGGAAGUUUCGGCAUCAUCUGUUCAAGUGAUUUUUGUGUUGUGUCUGUUGAGCGUGGUUUCCAGUAUCAUCUUCCUGGUUCAGGAGUGCUUCGGCAAGGAAUCCGUCUACAUCAACAGCAUCAAUAAAGACUCGGUCAUCGACUUCAAAGACGAUCCCUAUUACUUUCCUCACUAUCCACUCAUCUCUAUAUGCCCCAGUCCUCCCUAUAGAAAAGAUCUCAAUUCGAGCAUGCUAGAAAUCAUGGAGUAUGCCAGUCUCGCUCUGGGGUUUCCUUUCAUUAGUCUGACACCAAAAGAAAACGGUCACUUAGCACUCAUUGCCAGAGUUCGCAACCGUACCCUUCUUCCUUAUAUUUCUACAGAGGCAGCGAUUUUUGAGGAGAAACUUCGUAAUCGCAAAGCCAACUACGAGAAGUACAAGAAUUCCAGGGAAGACUUCAAUCUUAAGACUUUCUUAAAAGAGAAUACUUAUCAGUGCAACGAAUUGUUUAUCGAUUGCACUGCGUUGGUAUUUAAUGUGAACUGCUGCAAAGUGUUCGAGCGUACGCUGACGCCGCUGGGUUUGUGCUAUGAAAUGGUUCUAGAGAAGCAGCUGUCCGAACUGAUGAUGAAGACCAAGGUCGAUUUUCCUCUCACGAUCGACCUGAGAACAACUCUGCAUCUAGGAUCCCGGAGUGUGAAUGAAGGCUAUCUAGUCACGUUCAGCGAUCCAAGGGAGGAUCCUACAGGAUCCCAGUUCCUGGGCGUAAAAAUGGCAGUUCCUAAUUUCCUGACCUCUAUUAGAGUCAAGCUUAUCAAGACGCAGAGGACAGCUUUACAUACAGCUUGGCACGGCCUGUCCCAGAGUUGUCCCAGCAUGCCUCAAUUCGACGGCAUGAGUGAGUCAUACGGCGAGCAUUACACCUUGGCAACUUGCGAUAUACAUUAUUUAAUGUACAUGUACCGAAAGUUUUGCAAAUGCGAGGCCAUCACCUAUAGAGGUAAUUCCUCGCGAAGGCUGUGUGAGCCGGAAGACAUAUACAGCUGCGUUAUGGGUGUUCUAACUAAAAAUAAUCUAACGGAAAUGCACGAGGUCUGCCAAAAACCUUGCGUCGAAUAUAAAUUUACAAGUGAAGUCUCAUAUAUGGGUCUUGGAGGAACAAAUAACAGCAGACUGGAGAUCAUGUACGACUCACAGCAGUACGUCUACGAAGAGUACAGGACUAUCACAUUUUCCAGUCUUUUCAGUCAGAUCGGUGGAUCUCUCGGCCUAUAUCUGGGUGCCAGCAUCAUCACCUCUGUCGAACUAGUUUCUUUCGCACUUAUGUAUCUGUGGUACAGAUGUCUACCUACAAGAAGGAGGAAGGUGCAUCAGGAGAUCAUCUACCCAGAAGGAAGAAUUGCGUAUUUCAAAUGAAGAUGCGGUGUUUGUAACGUUUGCGGAAGUGAAUGCUUCAUUGAAUUUCCAAGUCAACAAGUAUCAUGUGAUCGAAUUUUCAACAUAAAGAAAUGAACAAGAAUUAAAAAAUAAUAAUGUAAAACUAAAAGGAAAAUAUGAAGUGGACACCACGAGACUUUCUCGUACAGCCUAUUACAUUAUGCACAUUUUUCUCCACUUUAUUUAAACUUAUUUCUUUGAAUUAAAUAUAAUAAACAGAUCCUUCAAGGCAAGUUGAAAAGGAUAUCAAAACUGCU